UCGUUACAAGGAAUAUCGGCCUUUUUGUUUCUCCCCCUCCCCUAGCUAGACAACGUCACAACAAAAUCCCGGAAGUGUCAGUCUGAAAACAGACCCGUCGCCGUUAGCUAACGGAGCGUUUCAAAAUCUAUUUGCUAAAUCGUCGCAUUUUAAACAGCUUAUACAAACGAAAUACUCAUAUAUUUUACAAAAUGGGAACCAGAGAUGAUGAAUACGAUUAUCUGUUUAAAGUGGUUCUGAUAGGAGACUCGGGUGUGGGCAAGAGCAACCUGCUCUCUCGUUUCACCCGGAAUGAGUUUAACCUGGAGAGUAAGAGCACCAUUGGAGUGGAGUUUGCUACCCGCAGUAUCCAGGUUGAUGGGAAAACGGUGAAGGCUCAGAUCUGGGACACGGCAGGACAGGAGCGCUACCGGGCUAUCACCUCAGCGUACUACAGAGGCGCGGUGGGGGCCCUGUUGGUCUAUGACAUCGCCAAGCACCUGACCUAUGAAAAUGUGGAGCGGUGGUUGAAAGAGCUGAGAGACCAUGCAGACACCAACAUCGUCAUCAUGCUGGUCGGCAACAAGAGCGACCUGCGCCACCUCCGGGCCGUGCCCACCGACGAGGCCCGGGCGUUCGCAGAGAAAAACGGUUUGUCUUUCCUCGAGACGUCAGCCCUGGAUUCCACCAACGUUGAAACGGCUUUCCAGACCAUUCUGACAGAAAUCUAUCGUAUCGUCUCUCAGAAGCAGAUGUCAGAGCGUCAGGAGAGCGACAUGUCUCCUAGCAACAAUGUGGUCAACAUCCAGGUGCAGCCCACUGAGAACAAACCAAAGAUGCAGUGCUGUCAGAACAUCUAGCCCCGCCCACAUUACCACUACACCUCCACCCCCUCAUAUACCCUGUACCCCCACCUCUACCCCCUCAUAUACCCUGUACCCACCCCUCUACCCCCUCAUAUACCCUGUACCCCCACCUCUACCCCCUCAUAUACCCUGUACCCCCACCUCUACCCCGUCAUAUACCCUGUACCCCCUCAUAUACCCUGUACCCCCACCUCUACCCCCUCAUAUACCCUGUAAACCCCACCUCUACCCCCUCAUAUACCCUGUAAACCCCACCUCUACCCCCUCAUAUACCCUGUACCCCCACCUCUACCCCCUCAUAUACCCUGUACCCCCACCUCUACCCCCUCAUAUACCCUGUACCCCCACGUCUACCCCCUCAUAUACCCUGUACACCCAUCUUGUUUUAGCUCGCCCGGUGAACCCGGUUGGGUGGAGAUUUCACUUUAGAACCAAUUAAAUGGUCUCUCAAAUGUGUGAAUUUGGCCCACCCGGCUCUCAGGGUGAGGUAAACCGGAUGCACCCACUUACUCAGUCUCAUAGGAGUAGUCCCCUCCUCCACUCCCUCCCUCCUCCUGUCCCUCUCUCCCUCCCUCCUCUUCCUCUCCCCCUCUCUCUCUCCCCCACUCCCUCUCUCCUCCUCUCUCUCCCUCCACUCCCUCUCCCUCCCUCCUCUUCCUCUCCCCUCCUCUCCCUCCCUACUCUUCCUCUCCCCUCCUCUCCCUCCCUACUGAUCAUGAUCUGAGAAGCCUAGUCAGUGUCUGGAGUAGUGUGUUCCCCAGCUGAGCCUUUUCAGACAGGAAGGCAUUUAUAUUUCUCACUUAGAUUUAAUACUGUUGAAGCGCUGACAUGUCUUACACAGAAAUGUCUUAAUAUAUUCAUGUGAUUUUUCAUUUUCUUCAAUUUAUGACUUCCAUUUUGUGUGUUCCUUGAUUUUUUUUACCUGUCUUUUUUUAAACGUUUUUUUUUUCUUCAAAUAUUGUAUCAUAUUUCCUACUAAUGUUUAUGUAUUUGAAACACACUGAGAAUGCUCUGAUGUGUAUCUGUCUACGACCCCUCCCAUCAGUUAGCCUCGCUCCCUCCCUCUCUCUUUAGUACAAUGUAAUGUUUGACAACGGUAGGUUUUUCCAAACAUGUGGAUGUAUUAAGCACAGUGUACUAGAUAGAAUGUAUGCUCCCUGGUCCAUUGCGAUAGGUGGAGUUUGACAAUUGAUCUGAUUACUGUAAAUAGCUUAAGUAAAGACUUGUGCAUUAGAUCUGUUUGCGGAUGGCUUCAACCAUGCCAAUGGACAGACAGGGCAGGCAUCAAAGUACCUAACACGUAGAGGAACAACAGCUUUGUAAAAACACUUUUUAAACGUUUCCCCAAAUGGAACCCUAUGCCCUACCAUAUAUAGUGCACUACUUGUGACCAGGGCCCAUAGGGAAUAGGGUGCACUACUUGUGACCAGGGCCCAUAGGGAAUAGGGUGCACUACUUGUGACCAGGACCCAUAGGGUUCCAUUUGGGACACAGUAUUCGUCACUUUGUUUACAGUCAGUCUGUGGCAGGUCAGCUUAGCAUGUUAGGAUGAUGAUGAUGUCACCGCUUUGCUACUUCGCAUGCUUUUUUAUCUUGGUUUAAAAGAUGACUGAGUUAUCAGUACUCUCUGACUGAAUUUAUCACUGAGUUAUCGUAACUCUCUGACUGAAUUUAUCACUGAGUUAUCGUAACUCUCUGACUGAAUUUAUCACUGAGUUAUCAGUACUCUCUGACUGAAUUUAUCACUGAGUUAUCAUAACUCUCUGACUGAAUUUAUCACUGAGUUAUCAGUACUCUCUGACUGAAUUUAUCACUGAGUUAUCAGUACUCUCUGACUGAAUUUAUCACUGAGUUAUCAGUACUCUCUGACUGAAUUUAUCACUGAGUUAUCGUAACUCUGACUGAAUUUAUCACUGAGUUAUCAGUACUCUCUGACUGAAUUUAUCACUGAGUUAUCAGUACUCUCUGACUGAAUUUAUCACUGAGUUAUCGUAACUCUCUGACUGAAUUUAUCACUGAGUUAUCAGUACUCUCUGACUGAAUUUAUCACUGAGUUAUCGUAACUCUCUGACUGAAUUUAUCACUGAGUUAUCGUAACUCUCUGACUGAAUUUAUCACUGAGUUAUCGUAACUCUCUGACUGAAUUUAUCACUGAGUUAUCGUAACUCUCUGACUGAAUUUAUCACUGAGUUAUCAGUACUCUCUGACUGAAUUUAUCACUGAGUUAUCGUAACUCUCUGACUGAAUUUAUCACUGAGUUAUCGUAACUCCCUGACUGAAUUUAUCACGGAGUUAUCGUAACUCUCUGACUGAAUUUAUCACUGAGUUAUCAGUACUCUCUGACUGAAUCUAUCACUGAGUUAUCGUAACUCUCUGACUGAAUUUAUCACGGAGUUUUCGUAACUCCCUGACUGAAUGUGAAACACUACCAUUGCCCAGAGGAUGCAGUUGGCUAGACGGUGACCGUGGUGAAAUAAUAUAGAAGUUUGUCCAUUUAAACAUUUCUGAACUCUCUUGGAUAAAUUGAGCGUACAUAGUUACAGACGUCUUUAAAAACAUAGUCAGAGAUGUCUGUAACAGGAAGUGACUAGCAUUAUAGUCAGUCAGAGACUUCAUUUCAAUUCAGGAAAUACACCUAAUUCCAAUUGCACAUUUUCCUCAUUGAAAAACAUGGGAGAGAAUAAGGUAUUUCUGUUUUUACUUUGUGACUUGAAAUAGCAUUAGUCAGUCAAAUUACACAUUAGGUUCCUAUUUUCAACAUGAUCAAACUACAGAAUAAUGAUACCCGCUGUAGUGUUCUGGCGCAAAACAACUAAAAUCAAGUCAAAUCACAUUUUAUUUGUCACAAACACAUGUAUAGCAGAUGUUAUUGCGGUUGUAGUGAAAUGCUUUGUGCAACAGUGCAAUAAUAUCUAACAAUUCACAACAUUACACACCAUUUAAAAGUAAACGAAUGGAAUUAAGAAAUAUAUAAAUAUUAGGACGAGCAAUGGCGGAGUGGCACAGACUAAAAUACAGUAGAAUAGAAUACAGUAUAUACAUAUGAAAUGAGUCAAGCAGAAAUAUGUAAACAACAUAUAGACUAACCAACACAUUCUAGGUAUUUCUCUUCAAGUAAUACCUUCUCUUGAAUAUGCAUGUAUACUACGUCUAGUGUAAAUGUGAUGCUAUACUAUAGUCUAUGCAGCGACAGUCCGAUACCAGAGAAUAUUAAUUGACAUAUUUUAUUUGACGAAAUAUCAAACUGUGGGGAAAAAAGAUGUCAUGAAAUUAGUUGCUGACAAGAUACUAUUCAAUAGGAAUCAGGCUGGCCUUGUAUUACUGGUCUAGUUAUGUGUUCAUAAUCAGGCUGGUAAUCUAGCCUUGUAUUACUGGUCUAGUUAUGUGUUCAUAAUCAGGCUGGUAUUCUAGCCUUGUAUUACUGGUCUAGUUAUGUGUUCAUAAUCAGGCUGGUAUUCUAGCCUUGUAUUACUGGUCUAGUUAUGUGUUCAUAAUCAGGCUGGUAUUCUAGCCUUGUAUUACUGGUCUAGUUAUGUGUUCAUAAUCAGGCUGGUAUUCUAGCCUUGUAUUACUGGUCUAGUUAUGUGUUCAUAAUCAGGCUGGUAUUCUAGCCUUGUAUUACUGGUCUAGUUAUGUGUUCAUAAUCAGGUUGGUAUUCUAGCCUUGUAUUACUGGUCUAGUUAUGUGUUCAUAAUCAGGCUGGUAUUCUAGCCUUGUAUUACUGGUCUAGUUAUGUGUUCAUAAUCAGGCUGGUAUUCUAGCCUUGUAUUACUGGUCUAGUUAUGUGUUCAUAAUCAGGCUGGUAAUCUAGCCUUGUAUUACUGGUCUAGUUAUGUGUUCAUAAUCAGGCUGGUAUUCUAGCCUUGUAUUACUGGUCUAGUUAUGUGUUCAUAAUCAGGCUGGUAUUCUAGCCUUGUAUUACUGGUCUAGUUAUGUGUUCAUAAUCAGGCUGGUAUUCUAGCCUUGUAUUACUGGUCUAGUUAUGUGUUCAUAAUCAGGCUGGUAAUCUAGCCUUGUAUUACUGGUCUAGUUAUGUGUUCAUAAUCAGGCUGGUAUUCUAGCCUUGUAUUACUGGUCUAGUUAUGUGUUCAUAAUCAGGCUGGUAUUCUAGCCUUGUAUUACUGGUCUAGUUAUGUGUUCAUAAUCAGGCUGGUAAUCUAGCCUUGUAUUGCUGGUCUAGUUAUGUAUUCACAAUCAGAAUGUCUAUCAGUUUGCAUUCAUGUCAAGAAGCAUCUGUUAGUAAAACAUCAUGUUUUAAAUACAUAGAUUGGAUCUUUGUACCAAAUGUCACCCUAUUCUAAAGUAGUGCACUAGAUAGGGAAUAGGGUGACAUCCAUAUGCUGGGUCACAUUAUUUAGGUUAGCUGCUGUUCACUCUCAGUGCCUCCCUCUACCACUCAUUAAAAUCCAAUAACUCAACUAACCACCUCUACUCCCAUCUACCAUAACGCGUUCCUACUGGUCAACUAACCACCUCUACUCCCAUCUACCAUAGAACGUAUCUACUGGUCAACUAACCACCUCUACUCCCAUCUACCAUAGAACGUUCCUACUGGUCAACUAACCACCUCUACACCCAUCUACCAUAACGCGUUCCUACUGGUCAACUAACCACCUCUACUCCCAUCUACCAUAGAACGUUCCUACUGGUCAACUAACCACCUCUACACCCAUCUACCAUAGAACGUUCCUACUGGUCAACUAACCACCUCUACUCCCAUCUACCAUAGAACGUUCCUACUGGCCAACUAACCACCUCUACUCCCAUCUACCAUAGAACGUUCCUACUGGUCAACUAACCACCUCUACACCCAUCUACCAUAACGCGUUCCUACUGGUCAACUAACCACCUCUACUCCCAUCUACCAUAACGCGUUCCUACUGGUCAACUAACCACCUCUACUCCCAUCUACCAUAGAACGUUCCUACUGGCCAACUAACCACCUCUACUCCCAUCUACCAUAGAACGUUCCUACUGGUCAACUAACCACCUCUACUCCCAUCUACCAUAGAACGUUCCUACUGGUCAACUAACCACCUCUACUCCCAUCUACCAUAGAACGUUCCUACUGGUCAACUAACCACCUCUACUCCCAUCUACCAUAGAACGUUCCUACUGGUCAACUAACCACCUCUACUCCCAUCUACCAUAGAACGUUCCUACUGGUCAACUAACCACCUCUACUCCCAUCUACCAUAGAACGUUCCUACUGGUCAACUAACCACCUCUACUCCCAUCUACCAUAGAACGUUCCUACUGGUCAACUAACCACCUCUACUCCCAUCUACCAUAGAACGUUCCUACUGGUCAACUAACCACCUCUACUCCCAUCUACCAUAGAACGUUCCUACUGGCCAACUAACCACCUCUACUCCCAUCUACCAUAGAACGUAUCUACUGGUCAACUAACCACCUCUACUCUCAUCUACCAUAGAACGUUCCUACUGGUCAACUAACCACCUCUACUCCCAUCUACCAUAGAACGUAUCUACUUACCGGCCAACCACCCUCUAUAUAGCUCCAGCUAUCACCAGACAGACCUGCAUCAAAUACUUCUAAAUACUUGAGCUGAUUCUGUUUGCCUUGUUCAAUGGGACCAACAGAAUAGUCCCAAAAGUGCAAACCCACCAAGCUAAAUCACGCGCACCUCAAAAUACUUGGAAAUACUUUAAAAUUAUUUCCCAGUCUUUUCUAAAAUAUGAAGUAUUUAAAAGUAUUUUUUAGACACAGUUAUGUACUUUUUGCCCAGAUCUGGUCUGGCUCUUAUCACGUUGUCCAGUGUUAUCACAGUCCGUCACAUUAAAGCCUGUUUACACCAAGCUGCCUCUUACUUCAACACAUGGCUUUCUACUUCAUUAAUAUAGUCCCAAUAUUAUUAUUAUGCCUUACGUAUGUAGCUAGGUCAUUAUUAUUAUUAGUAGUAGUAGUAGUAUAUAUCUGUUCUGCUGAGGUCUGCUUGUUCCAUAUUAAAACUCCUCAUGUAUAUCCUCUCUCUCUAUAAGCCACCUGCUUUAGGCAGAGGAACAGUGAUGUGUGUAAACGGUGAGGCUAACUAAGGUUAGAUGUCACGGUCGGGCUCCAUUUCAGUUCAGACAAUCCAGAAAGUAAACUGAAAUGUAUUUCCUGGUUUGACUGCAUUAAAAUGGACUUGAAACCCAACCAUGAGAGGUGUAAUGUAACCUGAUAAUCCCCACCUCAAUGCUGCAGCUAGAUGCCAUGCUUAACACGUCCAUAGAGGCUCUAAUGUAGUGAUAUUACUAUAGCCUGGUCCCAGAUCUGCCUCUAAUUACUAUAGCCUGGUCCCAGAUCUGUCUCUUAUUACUAUAGCCUGGUCCCAGAUCUGCCUCUAAUUACUAUAGCCUGGUCCCAGAUCUGCCUCUAAUUACUAUAGCCUGGUCUCAGAUCUGCCUCUUAUUACUAUAGCCUGGUCCCAGAUCUGCCUCUAAUUACUAUAGCCUGGUCCCAGAUCUGCCUCUAAUUACUAUAGCCUGGUCCCAGAUCUGCCUCUAAUUACUAUAGCCUGGUCCCAGAUCUGCCUCUUAUUACUAUAGCCUGGUCCCAGAUCUGCCUCUAAUGUAGUGAUAUUACUAUAGCCUGGUCUCAGAUCUGUUUUUGUUUUUGCCUAGUCCAUUGUCAAGCCAAACCAUGUUUUACAUGACAGUUCCAUAUGGAGUUGGGAAGAGAGCAUAAACAGACUGGCACCCAGGCUAAUAUUACUACCACCAGAAAUAGAACUAAAAUGACAUUUCUGAAUUCAAAUGACAUUCCUGGUGGCACUAAUGUCACUACAUAUCCUGUAUACGGGUGGGAUGUUUAUGUACAAAACCGAUGUCGGGGUGAACUCCAUUUCAAUUCCAGUCAAUUCAGGAAGUUCAAAUUCUCUUUUCAAUGAAAACAUUUUUUGAUAUUUGUUUACUUUUCCGAAAUUGAAAUGGAAUUGACGCCAACCCUGGCGCGCGCAUCCGAGAGGCGGGAAACUGACAGGGUUGGCUUAGAAUCAUAGGAUUAUUGACAACAUGUAAACUAUUUAGUCUCUAAAUGUUUAUUGAAAACAUAAAUCAGUUUACAUCAUUGUUGUAACGUUGCCAGGCAACCCAUCUAUAGUUCCACUGCUCUUAUCACUGAUGUAGGACGGAGGUUCCUGCUAAAUCACAUUACUAAUAUUUCAGAGUUAGCCUGGUUAAACCAGACUCGAGUGCUGCGCUCACCAUUUGAAACAACAGUGAAAUGUAGCUAAGUCAGUUGUGAUUCCAGGCUAUUCAGAGUGUUCUGUUGAACUUCUACUGUAGCUGUAUCUGUGUGUGAUGGUGGUAUUGUAACCAUGGAAAUAUAGCGCUUGAGCCCCGUGUGCGUGUGUGAGUAUAGAAGCAAAGGUAGGUAGCUAUUGAUUGAGUGUGUCCGUCUGACAGUACCAAUGGCGUUAUCUAACAGACGGUACUGUCAGCCUGUCAACACACAACUAGUGCACCAUAUUCCCUAUCUAGUGCACUACUGUUGAUCAGGGCCCAUAGGGAUCUGGUCAAAAGUAGUGCACUAGAUAGGGUAUAUAGGAUACCACUUCGAACUAGCAGUCUAUGGAAGUGUAGAGAAGUGAAUGUUUUUGUCCUUGUUUGAAAAAUGAUUUCAAGCCUUCUCAUAUACCUCCAUUGUUUUUUAAUGAACUGUGUCUUUGGUUCAUGAUUGUUGUCGAACUAUAAUGACAUGCUGUCACUAUAACUGAUUGUAAUUCCAUUGUAAAACAUUUGAAAGUCAAACGAUGUAAUUUCAAUGCAUUUGGAGGAUUAUAUAUGUGUGGGGGGUGGGGGGGGGGGGGGGGGUAGUCGAAACGGACGCUUUUAUGUUUUGUACAGAUUGAUCAAUUGUAAAAUUGUGUUUUUGUUUAAUCUUAAAUUAUCAAUUCAUAUUAAUAAAGCGCACCAGUCAUAAACAUUUCAACUCUCUCAGUUGGUAUUUGCAUACAAAGGCAGAAUAACAUUUAAUUUGGUAACAAAUUAUCGGACAUUUAAUUUGGUAACAUUUAUUGGACAUUUAAUUUGGUAACAAAGUAUCGGACAGUAUUUUCUGACAAGGAAUACAUGGCGAGCAGCACGGUUGGGAUCAAUUACACUGAAAUUCCAAUUUUCAAUGCUUUUCAUUUAGGAAAAUGUGAAAUUGGAAAAAUAGCAGCGAGCAGCAAUGAACGGGGUUCACAGGAUGACAGAAAGGACACAAGAUCAGUUAGAUAACAAAGCAAGCACUCAAUCAUGUAGGAACUAUCUUCCUUUAUGUGCAAUCAGUGAAAGCAUUACCAUGUUUAUCUCAAUACCACACGGAUGAUGCAAGUGAAGUUUAGUCUAGUAAUGUAGGUUGGUUAUUUUGAAUGCAGCAGGCAAUUAUUCUUAAAGCCAAUUCCUUCAUUUAUUGAGUGUUAUAUAUGCUGACUGCGUAAGCCACAUAAAAAGGCAACAAUAUGUGAUAAUAAAGAAAUACUAAUCAAGAUA
Molecule: messenger RNA, 9325 nt
Organism: Salvelinus fontinalis (brook trout)
Lineage: Eukaryota; Metazoa; Chordata; Actinopteri; Salmoniformes; Salmonidae
Product: ras-related protein Rab-11A
Exons: 5
Coding region: 192-839 (215 amino acids)
Biological process (GO): exocytosis; melanosome transport; neurotransmitter receptor transport, endosome to postsynaptic membrane
Cellular component (GO): postsynaptic recycling endosome; axon; transport vesicle
Molecular function (GO): GTP binding; GTPase activity
Source: RefSeq, a predicted model, not a curated record